Messenger RNA from Alligator sinensis (Chinese alligator), 3069 nucleotides. Its product is annotated as cytosolic phospholipase A2 epsilon-like. Bases 196 to 2778 code for a protein of 860 amino acids. The record is from RefSeq and is a predicted model, not a curated record. Gene Ontology annotation, biological process: glycerophospholipid catabolic process. Lineage: Eukaryota; Metazoa; Chordata; Crocodylia; Alligatoridae. Gene Ontology annotation, cellular component: cytosol. The transcript has 22 exons. Gene Ontology annotation, molecular function: calcium-dependent phospholipid binding; calcium ion binding.
UUCAUGAUAGGUUUUCUCACUGUUCAUUUGAUUCCACUCAGAAACCAGUGCAAUACUUCUAUACUCUCCCAUGUCAAGACCAAGACAUUUAGGAGACAAGGAAUGGAGACAGCAUGUUCCAGAACCUAAAGAUGUUGCUAAGACAAAUCAUCAGUCUAAAUCAAACAUGCCAAAACACUUGGAAAGACAGGAAACAUGUUUCAGGACCAGUAUCCAUUUCAAGACCCAGUAAGAGCAUAUGAUUUGACCACAAUGGAAGCUGCAAAGGCACCACAUGCUGCUUUGCCUCAGGACCCAUACUUCAGAGCACACCAUUUAGGAAACUAUGAAGUUGAGAAGCAAUGCCAGGGUUAUGUCCAGCAGAAUAAACAAUUCCAGAUGUUAUCAUCUCCUUGCUGCUUGCUCACUGUAAGAGUCAUACGAAUAAGAAACCUCCGUCGGGCAGAUCCCAUAAGCCAGCCUGAUUGUUAUGUGACCCUAUGGUUGCCAACUGCUUCAGGUGAAAAAGCUAGGACCAAGACCAUCGAUAACUGCAAAAACCCAGUUUGGAAUGAAACUUUCUAUUACAGGAUCCAGAGUCAGAUCAAGAAUGUGCUGGAGCUGGGCGUCUAUGAUCAAGACCGUGUUACUCAGGAUGAUCAACUCUUCACUGUGCGUUUUGAUAUAGCUAAACUUCCACUUGGAGAACGAACUCUCAUGUGCUUUAAGUCUGAUCCAAAGAUGCAGGAGGAGCUAGAGGUGGAAUUCCUUUUGCAGACCAUUUUGGGUCCUCCUGAAACAAUCUUUACCAAUGGAGUACUUGUGUCCCGUGAAGCUUGCUGUUUGGAAGUUCAGGUGCAUGAAAAGAAGCAGUAUAAAUCAAGAAAAGACCUCUUCCUUACAGUAAAAGGUUCCUACGAAGGAACUCAGGAUGUUAUUUUCGGACCCGAGGCCAUAGUUUGUCCUUUGUGUCCUAUCGUGUUCCACUAUACAAAGUAUACAGAGCCAACGCUGGAUGUUAUGAUACCAAAGAAGAAGCAUUACAAUGCUAAAACCUGUAGCUACUCUGUAGACACAGGACAUCCAGUGGUGAUGCUUAAUUCUCUUCCCUUUGGGGAGAAAGUAACAAUAGCAGAGGAAAAAAGAUUUGAUUUGAAUGUGAAGGCAGAAGAUUGUCAUUGUUCCUGCCCACAAGAUCUCAACAUACGUUUUGGAUAUGACCUAUGUGCAGAGGAGAAGGAUUUCCUGUGUAAAAGGAAGAUGUAUGUUGCUCCUGCUGUGAGGAAUGUUCUCCAACUACAAGAGGAUCUUCAGCAUCAUGAAGUCCCAGUAGUAGCAAUCAUGACAACAGGUGGUGGACUGAAAUCGAUGACAGGGCUAUAUGGCAGUCUACUAGCUCUCAAGAAAUUAAAUCUCUUAGACUGUUUAACAUACAUAAGUGGUUUGUCUGGCACAACAUGGACCAUGGCAAACUUGUACAGAGAUGCUUAUUGGUCACAAAGAGAUCUGGAUGAACAAAUUUGUGAGGCCCAGAAACAUGCGACUAAAAGCAAGAUGGGUUGUUUCUCUAUGGAUCGUAUAAAGUAUUAUAACAAGCAGCUGUGCCAGCGAAAACAAGAAGGAUACAGGACUUCAUUUAUAGAUCUCUGGGGGCUCAUCAUUGAGUAUUUGCUAAAUGAUGGGAAAGACUGCCAUAAACUCUCAGACCAACAAGCAGCCCUGAGCAAUGGUCAGAACCCACUACCCAUUUAUGUGGCAGUUAAUAUCAGGGACAAAUACAGCACCGAAGAUUUCAAAGAAUGGGUUGAGUAUACCCCCUAUGAGGUGGGAGUUCUAAAAUAUGGAGCAUUUGUGCGCACAGAGGAUUUUGGAAGUGAGUUCUUCAUGGGACGGAUGAUUAGGAAGAUCCCAGAAUCCCGUAUGUGCUACCUUCAAGGCUUGUGGAGUAGUAUAUUUUCUGUGAAUCUGAUGUAUAUCUUGGGUUUCACCAACACUUCAGAAGACUUCUGGCACAGAUGGACCCGAGACAGAGUAGAGGAUAUUGAGGAAGAGCCAAUCCUGCCUACAAAACCAUAUGAGCUGAGGACUCGCAUGUUCACACCUGCAGGCUGCCUUUCCAAUGCUAUUCGAGGUUUCUUAACAGAUCGCUUCUCAGUUGCGCAGCAUCACAAUUUCCUAAAGGGCUUCCAUCUGCAUAAUGACUACUUAAUGAAUGACAAUUUUUGUAGAUGGAAAGAUACUGUGUUAGACUCAUCUCCCAAUCAGCUCUUUGAACAAGAAAAUCACCUGGGCCUGAUAGAUGCUGGAUUUUUCAUCAAUAACAGUAGUUCACCGCUUCUAAGACCAGAGAGGAAUGUGGAUAUCAUCAUAUAUUUAAGUUACACUACAGGGUCUCACGUUUUGCCUCUAGAGAAGGCCUGUAAGUACUAUAUGAAUCAGAAAAUCCCAUUCCCCAAUGUUUGCCUGAGUGAAGAGGAUAAGAAAAAUCUGAAGGAGUGCUACGUGUUUCAAGAUUUAGAUACCCCUGGAUGUCCUAUUGUGCUAUUUUUUCCACUAGUGAAUGACACCUUCCAACAUUACAAAGCACCUGGUGUGAAGCGCUGCUGCUCAGAGAUGGAGGAGGGCAAGGUUGACCUCACCAGUCUGUUUUCACCCUAUUCUAUGUAUGCAGUUAAAUACACUGAGGAGAAUUACCGUCGGCUGCUGAAUCUUAGUGAAUACAAUGUGCUGAAUAAUGCACACCUGAUUAUCCAGGCCUUACAUACUGUAGUACAAAGGAAAAGGCAAUGUUGGAAAUAAUUGCCAUUUCAAAAGCCUGUAUCUUCUGGGAUGAGAUUUUUGUAGCUCAUAGAUGGACCACGGCUUUCUGAUGAUUAGCCAUCAGAAGAAACUUAACUUAACAUUUUGCCACAGAAGAAACUUAACUUGGGUGCCUGAGUGGAUUUUCUUUUAUCCCCAUAAAAUGGCUGACCUAUGUAAUCAAAGUUUACUAUCUAUGAAGACCUUAUACUUUGUUUCCUAAUCAAAUUAAUUGCAGAAACCUUGUAGAAUACUGUUGAAAUUAAAUUGUAAGUCAUUUUAAUCCAAUAA